Molecule: messenger RNA, 2978 nt
Organism: Equus caballus (horse)
Lineage: Eukaryota; Metazoa; Chordata; Mammalia; Perissodactyla; Equidae
Source: RefSeq, a predicted model, not a curated record
AUCAUAGGGAGAGCCUUGCGCCCGGACUGGCAGGGAAAGCGGCUUUCCGCUUUCUCGCUAAAUGGAGCGUGAGGAAGCAGGUCUUCGUGACCUCGCGGGAAUUAGGCCGCGCUGGGCCGCGGGGCCUGCCGGGAACUCCCAGGCUGCACCGCGGCCCUUCCCGGGAUGCCCUGCGGCGGCGGAGCCGAAGCCCAAGGCCGAAUCGCAGCCAAAGGCGUUGGGGCCUCCUCGGACGUUCGCGUUGCCGGCCUGGCGCAAGCGCCGCCAUGAGCUUUCUUUGGCACAGUGUCGCCUCGAACUGGAGUGUCUUGGGCUCUGGCGUCGACAGUGUCCUGGACAUCCUAGUGCUGGUUUUGUACCUCCUGCUGGUCUUGGGCGUCGGGCUGAGGGCUCUAGUGUCAAGCGGUCGUGGGACAGUAGAAGACUUCUUCCUGACUGGCCGAAAGCUAGCAUGGUUGCCGCUAGGGGCUUCUCUUUUUGCCGCAAAUAUGGGCAGUGGCCGCUUAAUGAGCCUGGCUAGGAAAGGAGCCACGUCGGGGAUUGCUGUUGGGGCCUUUGAGUGGAAUGCUCCACUUUUUCUCUGUGUUCUUGGUUGGAUAUUUUCUCCUAUUUACAUUAAAGCUGGGGUGGUAACAAUGCCAGAAUAUCUGAGGAAGAGGUUUGGUGGCUACCGGAUCCAGUUCCUGCAUGCUAUUCUGUCCUUAUUCCUCUAUAUCUUCGGUGAUAUCUUGGUGGAGGUAUGCACUGGUGCCAUGUUCAUGAAGCUGAUUUGGGGGUUUGAUGUUUACCUGGUCACCACAGUCUUGCUGACAAUUACUGGCAUUUAUACCAUCACAGGUGGUUUUGCAGCUGUAGUUUACACUGAUACCUUACAUGCUGUCAUUAUAGUCCUGGGAUCAGUCUUGUUAAUGGGCUUUGCCUUUAAGGAAGUAGGAGGAUACCAGGAGCUACUGCAUAAGUACUUAGAUGCGAAGCCAAGGAUCACCCAGGAAGGAAACUGGACUGCCAAACCGGAAUGCUACAUCCCUCGCCUGGAUUCUUUCCAUAUUUUCCGAGAUCCCAUCACUGGAGAUCUCCCCUGGCCUGGAAUCGUCUUUGGUGUCUCCAUCCUCUCCUUGUCCUACUGGUGCACCAAUCAGAUUUUUGUCCAGCGGUGCCUAGCAGGAAAGAACAUGUCUCAUGUGAAAGGCGGCUGCCUCUUUUGUGGGUACCUGAAGUUGCUGCCCAUGUUCAGCAUAGUGAUGCCGGGAAUGAUCAGCCGCAUCUUGUACCCAGAUCAAGUGGCAUGUGUUGUACCUUCAGAAUGUAAGAAGCACUGUGGCACCAGAACUGACUGUAGCCCCAUCGCCUACCCAGUGCUGGUGGUAGAGCUGCUGCCCGAUGGUGUACGCGGCUUGAUGCUGUCCGCAAUAUCGGCCUCUCUCAUGUCCUCCUUGACCUCUAUUUUCAACUCUGCCAACACCCUGUUCACCAUGGACAUCUAUACCCGAAUACGGCCCACGGCCACUGAAAAGGAGCUCAUGGUGACAGGCAGAUUUUUUGUUAUAAUCUUACUUGUUGUCACCAUUGCCUGGGUCCCUGUUACGGAAACAGCACACAGUGAAGAACUCUUUGAAUACAUGCAAGCAGUUAUGAGUUACCUGACACCACCCAUUGCUGCCAUCUUCCUGCUCGCCGUCUUUUCCAAGAGAGUCACUGAGCAGGGUGCCUUCUGGGGGCUGACUGGGGGACUUCUGCUUGGCUUCUUUCGAAUGAUAUUGGAGUUUAUCUACGGAACCUGGAGCUGCCCAGCAAACAACAAGUGCCCUCUGAUCAUCUGCAGCCUGCACUACCUCUAUUUUGCCAUAAGCCUGUUCCUAGUCAGCCUUCUCACCAUGCUGGCGAUCUCCUUAUUCACAGACCCGAUUCCAGAUAAACACCUCUACCGGCUCUGUUGGAGUUUACGAAACAGCCAAGAGAAAAGGGUCGAUCUGGAUGCAGAGACACAAAGGAAGAGACCCGCACCCCAAGCACAGCCAGGUGAGAAGGAAGAUCCAGAGCCCGAGGCGCAGAGCUGCCUCUGGAAGGCCUGGGAUGUGUUCUGUGGCCUGGAGCCGCAGCCUGGCCCCAAACUGGCCCCCAAAGAGGCAGCCGUGGAGAAGAUGGAACGUGGCACCACAUCUGGAGGCAUAAAACACAGUGUCACAUCUGAAGGGACAGAACACAGUGCCACAUCUGAAGGGACAGAACACAGUGCCACAUCUGAAGGGACAGCACACAGUGCCAAGUGGGAAGGGACAAAGCGUUGUGACACAUCACAGACGCCCUUCUGGAGAAAAGUUGCCAAUAUCAGCGCAUUCUUCUUGAUAGCGAUCGUAAUCCUCUGCCACAUUUACUACUCCUAAAGCAGCUGGGCCCAGGGGCGUCUGGGAAGAGCAGACAGAACACAGCCGCCUCAGACUCCUCAUCACUAAAGGGGGAAGGCUUUCCUACCAGGAGACCCACAGAUACAGGACCAGGGAUUAAACUCGUGAAAACGCUCCCUCAGUGUCACACGUCAGGUGCCACCAGCUGCAGGACAUGCGUGCAGACAGGACAGAGUAAAGUCCUUUCAUGAUUGCAGAGACUAUGCAAAUGAGAACAUCUGUUCCUUUACAAAAUGAGUCAUUUUCUCCAAAUGGCUCUACUGCAUAAACACUGACUUUCACUUUAAAUUUAAUUUUGGCUUUUUAUCUCUAGAUAUAUUUGGGAUUUUUGCUUGUGUUUACUUUGAUGGCCCCAUUUCCUUCCAAUACCCAACCUCUGUUUGCUUUGUUCUCUCCUCCUUUUCAAAGGUAUGGCCCUGCUACAAAGCUGCCAUGUAGUGUAAGUGUCCCUGUGACACUGCGGUUCCCACCCACAGGGGCCUUGCCUGCUGGUGGUGACCUCACAGGCCGCUGGAGCCAAAGCUGCCCGUGGGUGGAAGCUUUGGCUCCUGCCUGGACCAGUGGUGGGGCUGA